UCAAUAAGCAGAGAAAAUGACUGGUCGCGGUAAAGGAGGAAAGGGACUCGGAAAAGGAGGCGCUAAGCGUCAUCGCAAAGUUCUUCGUGAUAACAUCCAGGGAAUCACCAAGCCCGCCAUUCGCCGUUUGGCUCGUCGAGGUGGUGUAAAACGUAUCUCCGGUCUGAUCUACGAGGAGACACGAGGAGUGCUGAAGGUGUUCCUGGAAAAUGUCAUCCGAGAUGCCGUGACCUACACUGAACACGCCAAGCGAAAGACCGUCACCGCAAUGGAUGUCGUCUAUGCUCUGAAGCGACAGGGACGCACAUUGUACGGAUUUGGAGGAGGCAAAGUUAAGGGAAAGGCAAAGUCCCGCUCCAAUCGUGCCGGUCUUCAGUUCCCUGUUGGCCGAAUUCACCGUCUGCUCAGGAAAGGAAACUAUGCCGAACGUGUUGGAGCCGGAGCACCCGUCUAUCUGGCGGCUGUGAUGGAAUACCUCGCUGCCGAAGUGUUGGAAUUGGCAGGAAACGCUGCCCGUGAUAAUAAGAAGACCAGAAUCAUCCCGCGUCAUCUGCAGCUGGCCAUUCGUAACGAUGAGGAGUUGAACAAACUGCUCUCCGGAGUGACCAUUGCUCAGGAGAAAAUGACUGGUCGCGGCAAAGGAGGAAAGGGACUCGGAAAAGGAGGCGCUAAGCGUCAUCGCAAGGUUCUUCGUGAUAACAUCCAGGGAAUCACCAAGCCCGCCAUUCGUCGUCUGGCUCGUCGUGGUGGUGUAAAACGUAUCUCCGGUCUGAUCUACGAGGAAACACGAGGAGUGCUGAAGGUGUUUCUGGAAAAUGUCAUCCGAGAUGCCGUGACCUACACUGAACACGCCAAGCGCAAGACCGUCACUGCCAUGGAUGUCGUCUAUGCACUGAAGCGACAGGGACGCACUUUGUACGGUUUUGGAGGUUAAAUCAUUAAAACACGCUUUGAUCAAUAUAAAAGGCCCUUUUUAGGGCCACCAGAAUUAUUUCGAAGAAUUACUUUGAAUUUCUAUUUCAUAAGCUGUUUCUCUCUAAGAAGCAAGCAAAUUGGGUUAAGCCCAAGAUUGUGCAUUUACCAAGUUUGGCUAAAAUUGGAUUUUUAUGUCUCGAAUUCUCUUCAUUAGUUCAUUAGCCAAACAGAUCGACUUACCCAUUAGUUAGAACGUACGGAGUGGCUUUUUAAAACGACAAAUAAUUAA
This is a messenger RNA of Topomyia yanbarensis, 1204 nucleotides long. RefSeq lists its product as uncharacterized. Gene Ontology annotation, cellular component: nucleosome. The transcript has 3 exons. Gene Ontology annotation, molecular function: structural constituent of chromatin; protein heterodimerization activity; DNA binding. The record is from RefSeq and is a predicted model, not a curated record. Bases 17 to 934 code for a protein of 305 amino acids. Gene Ontology annotation, biological process: nucleosome assembly. Lineage: Eukaryota; Metazoa; Arthropoda; Insecta; Diptera; Culicidae.